Molecule: messenger RNA, 1755 nt
Organism: Didymella exigua CBS 183.55
Lineage: Eukaryota; Fungi; Ascomycota; Dothideomycetes; Pleosporales; Didymellaceae
Exons: 3
Coding region: 1-1755 (584 amino acids)
Biological process (GO): regulation of transcription by RNA polymerase II; cell differentiation
Molecular function (GO): DNA-binding transcription factor activity, RNA polymerase II-specific; RNA polymerase II cis-regulatory region sequence-specific DNA binding
Source: RefSeq, a predicted model, not a curated record
AUGCAAUCCAGCGACGAAGUCAUGGAGUCCUCCACUCCCUCCCCAACCGCCACUGGCGGCGCCGCAACCCCCAACCCCUCCUCCAGCUCGGCCGCACGCCGUCCUCCUCGCAAGAGCACCCUCACCCAGCAACAGAGAAACCAGAAGCGUCAGAGGGCCACCCAGGAUCAACUAGUCACCCUAGAGAUCGAGUUCAACAAGAACCCUACUCCCACCGCCGUCACCCGCGAGAGGAUAGCGAGUGAGAUCAAUAUGACUGAGCGCUCAGUCCAGAUUUGGUUCCAGAACAGGCGAGCCAAGAUAAAGAACAUUGCUAAAAAGAGUAUCGAGAACGGCGACGACUGCAAUGACAUCCCUGAGUCCAUGAGACGCUACCUUGCCCUUCAGGCUAUGGAGUCUGGCAAGUCAAUUGGCAGCAGCUUCCUUGGCCGUACUGGUGGCAUACCGUACGGCAGUGGCAUGCUUCUCAACACUGACACCAGUUCCUCCAAAGUUGUCAUCACUCACUUCUCAGUCCGCUCUCUGAGCGUCGGUAGUUGGAGGCGAGUUGGCCAGUCUGCUAUGGACUUAGUCAUCUUCUACUCACCAGAGAAGUGCUGCAUCACAUAUUACAUCAACAACGACUCAGCUGGUUACAAGAUCGAGUACCCAUUUUCCUACAUCAAGAACAUCACCCUUGACCACGGAGAUAUGGCCACAAACGCGGAAGGUGCUUCUCAGCGACCAGGAGGUCUUGUUGUGGAGCUCAACCGCCCACCGAACUUCUUCAUGGACUCUUCUGGUUCCGGAGGCUUCUUCCAGUGCGGCGAUUUCACCGAGGAACAGCAGGCAUCGCAAGUUCUGGUCCACCAUCUUGGUGGCCACCCCAAGGUGUUGAGCGGACAAUUGGCGAAACUCGUCUCACUGGAAGCGUUUCAGAACCGACAUAACAUGUACGACCCCCAUGCCAUUGCGGUUUCGGCACCCGUCUCGCCAAUCAACUUCCGUCCUGCCUCACAACCCAACCACCUGGUACAUCCCCACAGUGGCAUGUUUCAUGACUCCCACCUCGCGCCAGGUCCUUUCCCACCGCGCGGGCACAAGCGUCAGCGUUCUCGCUCUGUACCUGUGGCAGUUGACUUCUCGAUGCUGCGUAACCCUAUGCCGUCGUUCAUGAUCCAGCCCGAGCCGUCACCGUACAUCCCAAACCCAGAGAUCUUUGCCCCUGUUCCUCACUCUUCAUCAGGGCCCAUCGGCCCGCAUCUGAGUAUUGACACCUCCGCUGGUUAUGGCCUGGGCGAUUACCGCCAGUACCCCAUGUCAGCCACAACAACCAACUCACCGUCGGAGUACGGCACACCAUCAUUCUACUCGUCUGGACCUCAGAACGAUAGCAUCCCUGCUUCCAACUUUGGUCAACAGUACAACAUCCCGCCGUACGUACACACACCGAUGGGCCCACCGCCCCACUCGGCAGCCUUGAACUCGCCAAUGCCACCAAUGGGUCACCAUGACCCUAUCAUCGCCAACCAGUCGCCGCCCCUGAACUCGUUCGGUCGUGAUGGCUCAGCGGAUGUAUAUCCCAUGCCUCACGAUCAGGGCAUGUCAGAUGAGACGCUUCACAUGACAGACAUGUACUCGAAGCAGAACCUCAACCUUCCGUUCCGUUCGCCUAUGAUGGAAGAGAACGUUGAUGACCUAGACAUGCAGAAUCUAGUGUCAUUUGGCUCGCUCGACCAUUCGGGCCUGUCGCCUGAACAUCACCACCAGAUGUAA